UGGAAUUCAGGCCUCACGGUUUCAUCAAUGGCCUCCCUACCGUCUCCUCCAGUGUUGGUCGAGUCCUUUUACCAGGAAGCACCCCCUCAGGGGUCUUCCGUGACCUUGCCAUCGCCAACAGUCGGUGAUUUUCCGACAUCGGGUCGAACAACUCCCGUUCUCGCUCACGAGAGCUCAGAAGCUCUUAUACAGGGUUUCAAAUUCAGCUGAGGAGGUGCCUGUUCUGAUAGCCAAGGAGUUUAUGUGCAGGAUGAUAAAUGGGCGUCACAGGCAUUGUAUAUAGUAACCUUCAUUUAUCUUGCAUUCGGUUGAUGAAUUAUAUUGUUGUACUGUAAUUUUUUACUCGAUCACCAUUAUACAUCUGAUCGAUGAUUGGCCUCGUUGAUUUUUGCUGCUUCCUACCAUCAUGGAGGCCAACGAUGAGCUCGUUAGCAGUCUUCCUAUCCGUUUUUCCGACCGACUUCCUUUGCAAAUUCACCAGUUUCCUUUGCUUUCUCAACCCCUCCAGCCGCCGCCCUCUGCUGUUGCUAGUGGAAAGCGAAUCAGGGCCCGCAUAAAACCCUCUGUUCGUCGUUUGGAAGUUCACGUACCUGCUGAUACACGACCGGACGUCUGGAAUGGCGAUCGAGGACGGGACCUCGGUGUAGCACAGCUUGAGGAUGAUCGUGAAAAAAAUCAAGGACCGAAUGGCAAGGGAGAGGAAGAACCGCGCUUGUCAGAAAUUCGCUUGCGGAGUGAACAGGUUGCUCAGAAUGGUGCACAUAUGCUGGGAAUCGUUAGAGACGGCGAGCUCCAUCUUCAUCCAGUUUCCGAAACACAUCAGUUCAGGCCUACAUUGACAUACUUGGACCUCUUGUCACAAAAAAAUCGGCGCCGCGGAGGGCUGGGCUCUGACUCCGACUCUGACUCCGGACCACCACCAGAUCCUGACGAUCCGACACCUGUUACACCUAUGAAGAAAGAGAAAAAGGCUUCAAGUGAAGCGAAGGAAGUGCAAGUAUCCGCAAGAAAGGCUGAUGAAAAGGGGGGAAUGCAACCAUUCCAGGGUGGGCUUUCGACGGUCAGACGCGAGAUGUUGCAAGCUAUUAGGGCAGAGGAAGACGAAUCCUGGGAAGAUUUGCAGUACAAGGACGCGGCAACUGAGGAUGCUGAGGAUGCAUUCGAGGGUGUAUUCUCUCAAUAUGCCGAUGAUCUGGAAUGUCGUACUGAUGUAACAGCAUUUUUAAAAAAUAUACGAGGGCUUUGAUUUGGACUCUAUCGUCUGUCCGGUACUUGCCACCGGCAGAUUCGAGCUUGGGAAAU
Molecule: messenger RNA, 1302 nt
Organism: Guyanagaster necrorhizus
Lineage: Eukaryota; Fungi; Basidiomycota; Agaricomycetes; Agaricales; Physalacriaceae
Exons: 3
Coding region: 407-1246 (279 amino acids)
Biological process (GO): tRNA transcription by RNA polymerase III
Cellular component (GO): nucleus; RNA polymerase III complex
Source: RefSeq, a predicted model, not a curated record